GGUACGGAUGUGCGUUACAUCUGGCGUAGUUGAUCUGCGGGAACUCCAGGCCACCGUACUCAUGGAGGUCAUCUCCAUGGAGAUCCUCGUGCUGGCAGAACACCUAUUGAAAAAGAGGAUGAACUACCACCUAAGUAGACAACCAGCAGCCAGGGAGCUGUCCAUAUGGGCUCUGUGUCUCUAUCCAGAUAAUCUUUGUUGGAGGAUUAAGACCGUAGCAGGAAGACGUUCAACACGACCUGCAUUUGUCCAAAGAGGGUCCUUUAACCUUUCAGGACAAAUCUCCACUGCCGAUCAUAAUGUCUUUAUUGGAUUUUCUUGGGCAGGGGAAGCUGUUGGGGGUCGGAGCUCUGCUGGUGUGGCUCGUCCUCUUCCACCUUCUUGUUAAUGUUUGGCUCCUUUGCGUUUUCACCAGUCUCCUGGUGGUUCUCGGAGGCUGGCUUGGGUCACGGGCUCUGCUGGAUGCCAACAGCGUUCUCCACCUGGAGCACUUCUUGCCUCUUGGCAACAUUAACCCACCUCAGUAUUCACCUGAGCAUGAGUGGAGAUUGAACCAUGAGAUCCACAGCGCUGUCCACAAAGCAGUGCGUGACUUCGUGUCCUCGUGGUAUCGCACUCUGCUGCCCGAGGUGGAGGGCGAAUUUGAGCGUGCGGUGCGUAAUUCGAUGCUGGAGUCAGUGAUGGAACUGAAGGAGCGUGCCCGGCGAGUGGACAGAAAAGCCAUGGUUCAGCGGUUGCUGGAGGUGUACGGGGGUCACCUGCAGAACUAUAUGACAGUAAGACAGAUACAGUCGACACAAAAGGGAAGCAUGAGCUUCUGGCAGCUCUACAGUGAGGUAGACACCCCUCAUCCAGCUGUGAGCAGCAAAGCUGCUGAGCUCAGCUACUCCAGAGCUCUAGUUCACCUUAUACUACAUGUGCUGGUUCCAUACCCACAGAUGGAAACCAGGACAGGAGGUUACAUGGUUACAGAACUUAUUACCUGCAACGUGCUGCUACCACUCAUAAGCAGGAUAUCUGAUCCUGACUGGCUCAACCAGACCAUUGUAGACAUACUUACCAGAUGCAGAGAACCACAGCAGGAAAUCAACGUGGAUGACCUCCCAGUAGAUCCCCUAUACAAAUGUCAGAUCGACCAGGAGUCCUGGGCCACCUGCAAGUCACUGUCUUCUUCCGAUCAAGCUGGUCUCGCCAGCAAAAGCACCUCUGACCUUGAUGAUCUGAAUGAGAGCCGGAGCACGAUCCAUGAGAGGGAGUCCUCACUGAGCAGCAUGGUUAGCUUGGCGUCAGCUGGGAAAUUUCAAAGCUGCCGCCCAGGUCUGCUCACACCAUACAAAGUGAACUGCUGUCCGCUCACAUCUGCCCACCACUCCAACUCGUCAGAGUCCAAAAUAAUUUCACUGGACUCGCUAACUCAGGCUGACUCUGAUGAUGAUCUGAAAGGAGGCUUUUGCGAGUGUGGUCCUUCAAACAACUUCUGCAGCAUGCUCACUUCAAAAGAUGAUGAAGCCUAUGGAUGCUUUGGUCCUCUGAGAAAUCUAGGACAGAAGGUGGUGGUGCCGGUGGACUCCCAGUGGCCGGCAGGCAUAGCUCAAGAGAAAUCUCCAGGUUGCCCUAGAAGAAAGCUCUGUUUACCCUCUUAUAGCUUGGAUUCCCCCAACAACGCAGCGGCACCUGUGAACAUCCAGAAUGUCAGAAUUGGUGGCACCGUCACCGCAAAAGAGCAGCGUGGCACCGGCACACAUCCCUAUAUUCUUUACACUGUAAAGUUUGAGACACCGACCAGUGACGGCGGCGCCACUCCACAGCCUGCGGCCUGUCACGCCGUCAAUCGCAGAUACAGCGAGUUCCUCAACUUGCAGACACGUUUAGAGGAGAAGCCCGAAAUGAAGAAAUUAAUCAAGAAUGUCAAGGGCCCAAAGAGGAUUUUCCCUGAUCUCUCAUUCAGCAGUCCAGACGGUGAGAAGGUUGAAGUGCGUAAAAGCCAGCUGGAUGCCUUCCUUAAACAAUUAAGCAGCAUUCCUGAGAUAGCCAACAACGAAGACAUGCAGGAGUUCCUUGAUCUCAAUUCAGGUGUCUGUGCAUAUUUUGAAAGAAAACCUUUUGCCAAGUCAAGAAUUGAUAAGAUGAUGGAAAAUGCUUUGGACACUUUGAAGACAGCUUUCCCACAUCCAGAGCCCCUCAGCCCAACAGAGGACAUCGACGGAGAUCCUGAUGGAAGAACAAUGGACAACAGAAAAUACAGGAGGCUUUUCCCAAGCAAAAUCUCCCCAGCAUUCAAUAUACCCAACAUUCCUGAUCUACAUCCUAAAGUGACAUACUGCUUCAGUGAAGGCAGCACUGUCCUCACUGGCAUGUCACUGUCCCACCUCGAGAAUUUUGUUGGUGAGCAGGAAAGACUGUUAUGCGGACAGAAUGGGAAAGAGACCAAGCAGAGGUGUGAGCAAGAUGUGAAGAAGACUUCAGGGAAAACUCACGGCACAGACACAGCUGUGGCAGAUGUCGCUUUGAACAUCUUGUGUCUGCUGAUGAAGGAUCAGUGGAGUUGGCUGUGCACUGAGAACAUCCAGAAGGCCAUCCGACUGCUCUUCGGGACUUUCAUCGAGAGAUGGUUGGAUGUAGGUGUCGCCCACCUUACCAGUGCUCCUUGCUGGGUGAUUUACCUACAAGUGCUGCAGGAAGCUGUGUGGCCCGGUGGCACUCUGCCUGCGCAACCACAGCCUGAGCGAAGUGCUGCACAAAAGGAGAAAACAAAGGAGCAAUGUUUGGACUGCCUGAUGCAGCUGCUCCCAGAGCUCAUCACUGACAUGCUGGGUAAUGAGAAGUACAGACUGAGUUUGGAGACUAUGCUGGAGUCUUUGCAGGACCACCAGAUAAACAAGCAUCUGCUUUACUGCAUCUGUGACCUGCUGCUGGAAUUUUUGAUCCCCGAGUCGUGUGAUAAGAACUUCCAGCAUUCUCUGCUACAGAGCCUGACCAAAGACACAUAUUGAGACAACAAUGAUUGUCAUGAUGAUUUACAAAAAUGUGCCUGCUGAAGCCCAGAAUUGAUCACCAGACAGACUCGGGUCUUAAUAACAGUCACAACUCUCAGCAGCUUGUCUGAUAGAUAAAUGGAAUACACAGGUAAACAAAUAUCUGUCACUCAGUUGUGGCGAGCACAGUGUACUUUGCUGUGGUCUGUGUGGGAGCAGCAUCAGAGCUGGGAACAACAACAGACUGAAGAAACUGAUUAGGAAGGCUGGCUCUGUGAGCCAGCUAUCACCCUCUAUAACAUUGUAUAUCUGUCUGACAAAUGAUUGUCUGCCAGAUAAUAUUUGUUUAAUUCCUAUCAUUAUUUCAUGAUCAUUUAACUUCCCAUGUGUGUGAUAGACUUAGGAUUUCUCAUCUUAUCUCAUUAUCAUAAAACAAGCUUUAGCUUCCAUUUCACCUUAUAAAAAGUUUGCAUCCAAGUAAAAUAUAAUGUAUUUGUCCUCUGCCUCCAUUUGUUUACUUUUCAAGUUAAAUCUGUUAACGUUUCAGAAAGUGUCCGACAUUAUCCAAAACCUACUCUUUUGCCCCAUUUUUAGUCUUUUGGGGAGUGAUAAGAUGAUUAGGUGAUGCCUCGUUGGUGGACGCAGUUCAUGGAGAUGCAGCUUGCCAUAUACUUGUGCAGGAUGUGACAUAUUCAUAAAAGCUUGUAGUCAAUGGAGUCCAUAGGGUGAUGGCGCAACAAAGCGGCAUCAAUCACGCAGAUUAAUGAGAAAAAGGAGUGAUCCUGGCUUCAUAGUUAUAUCAUCACGCAAACUGACGUCUGGUUAACAUGUCACGCAGUUAAACAAAUUUUGGGCUCUGUUGCAGACAACAUAUGACGUUGUUUGAUAUGCUUAACAAAUACACAGUUAUUCGCUGUGUAAAACACAUGCACUGUUACUGUUGUCUUUAUUCUUGAUGCAUUUGUUUAUUCUGAUAUGGUUGCAAAUCGUGCACAUUCCUACUUUGGAGCCUGGUAAGUUCACAGCUGGCAUGAGUGCAUAUGUUCAUGAUAUCUACCUGAAGUAUGAUGAUUCGACAGAUUGCCGGGGCUUGAAAGGAAAUUAAGGAGGCUCUUCCAGGAUUUUAUAUAAAGUUUUAUUCUGUCUUUUGUCGCCCUUUAUCUAAUGAUUGCUACAGGUCUCACUGUGCUUCCCAGUGCACUUAGUGCCUUCAGCUGAGCCCUCUCACAUCUCUGAGUGAUAUCAGCAGUGUGAAGGAGGUGCUCAGAUGAAAGCUAGGGCUGAACUUCAGACAGGUGUACUGACUGAAUCAAUAAAUGUUUGAAGUUGAGAGCACUGUUGGGGAAUCCCCCUGUCUUCAACACAAAGAGUGAACUUGUGGGAUUUUAGCAGUCAUAAAGAUGAUUUUGUGCUAGUUGAUAGGUUUUCUUUGAUUACUCCUCUGUGUCAGGUCACUUAUUCAUAUAAUCCAGCUCUUCUCACACAUUCUUUCACUGUACAAACACUAUUUGUGUGAAAGGAGUUAAAGAUCAACUGAUAUUUCAUCGAUAAGUAUUGUGUUUUAGUCUUCCCAUGAUCUUUUGAUCCGGAGAGCAGUUAAAAAAAUACCAAUUUCUUCACAGCCAAAUUCCCUGAUGAGGGAUAAAUUAACUGCAUGAUUUACAAAAACCACUUUAUGUUUUGCUUGAAUGGUAAAUUGAAAAAAAAGUAAGGAAAAAAAUCACCACUUUUUAUAAAGUGCUUCCAUAUGGCAACAUAAUUUUAUUAAAUAUUUAAAAAGAAAAUUCUGCAAUUUUUCAAUAUUUCAUUGAGGGAAAAAAAAAUCUGCAUCACUUGGUAUCUGCAUGCACUCUGUACUUGAACUGAAAGCUUUAUUAUCCGUGUUAAGCACGACAGAAACAGGGACACUGGUGGCUGGUACUCAGACAACUGUCAAGCAUCCUUAAAUAGUCAGCAAGCCAGCCUACUGCAAACAAUCUCUGAAAUGCUGAAAUAAUUACAAUCAGUUCAAAGAGGGUGUUCUUCUGUAAAAAGAAAAAAAAAAUCUGGCAGUUCUGUCAUGGUGAUUGAAAAAGUCUCAAAAAUGCGCGCUCUUCCCUGCUCUGCAAUUAUCUCUUCCAAUGUAAAACACUUUUCUACCAAUUUAUUGUGUUUCCAGCUCUGUUUCUGUUUUAGAAGUGCUUUGUGGUGGAAAUCCGAGAUGAAAAACCAUAUACGUGUACGAGUACAAUUCUGUGGAAUAAUCCUGUAACACACGCAAGCGUUAUAAAGCUCUCAGACCACA
Oreochromis aureus is the source of this 5259-nucleotide messenger RNA. It is a transcript of the gene snx19a, whose product is annotated as sorting nexin 19a. Gene Ontology annotation, cellular component: early endosome membrane; intracellular membrane-bounded organelle. Lineage: Eukaryota; Metazoa; Chordata; Actinopteri; Cichliformes; Cichlidae. Gene Ontology annotation, molecular function: phosphatidylinositol binding. The record is from RefSeq and is a predicted model, not a curated record. The coding region runs from base 300 to 2993 and encodes 897 amino acids. The transcript is spliced from 13 exons.